AUGGAGAAGGGGCUGUCUCUGGGCCCUGCCCUGUUUCGUCCUUGCCUGAGGGCCAGAGGCCUGGGGGGUGACCUGGGCUCCAUCAUCUGGAAAGUACUCAGUGAGCCACAGAGGGUGUUGGAGGGCGGGAGAAAAGCGGCACAGGAAGGCGAGGGCUCCGGGCGGAUCUGGUUGGACAACGUGAAUUGUGCUGGAGGCGAGAAGAGCAUUGGGGACUGCAAACACCGGGGCUGGGGGAACAGUGACUGCAGCCACGAGGAAGAUGCAGGUGUCAUCUGUAAGGAUGAGCGUAUCCCAGGCUUCAAGGACUCCAAUGUAAUUGAGACUGAGCAGAGCCAGGGGGAGGAGGUUCGUCUGCGGCCAGUGGUGUCCGGGGCCCGGAGGCUCCUGCCGGUGACCGAGGGCAUUGUGGAGCUGCGCUACAAGGAUGGCUGGGCACAGAUCUGUGACCAGGGCUGGGACAGCCGCAACAGCCGCGUUGUCUGUGGCAUGAUGGGCUUCCCUGCAGAGAAGAAGGUCAACAGGAACUUCUACAAGCAGCUGAAAUGCGCAGCCAGGAGGAAGGGCUGGAGCCCCAGGCUGGGCCACAGGCUGGCCUCCAAAUCUCAGCCUAAACAAAAGCGCAGGGAGGACGUAGGGUCUAAGAAGAGGUAAAUGGCUCCAGACCAGCUGAUGGGGCAGAAGGUGGGGACAGAGUCCUGUCCCUGCACAUCCUGGGAGUCACAGCUGGCAACCUCUGUCCUGCACUGUGGCGUGCCAGGCUGUGCUGUCCCACGCCAUACUGUCCCACGUCCCCUGCCAUGUGUCCCAUGUCCCCACCACGUGUCCCACAUCCCCCGCCAUGCCCUGACCCGCUCCCUGCAGGCGCGGAUCCGGCUGAAGGGGGGUGCAAAGGUGGGUGAGGGACGUGUCGAGGUGCUCAGGAGCAGCGAGUGGGGCACGAUCUGCGACGACCGCUGGAACCUGCAGUCAGCCAGCGUGGUGUGCCGGGAGCUGGGCUUUGGCAGCGCCAAGGAGGCCCUGACCGGGGCACGCAUGGGACAAGGGACAGGACCUAUCCACUUGAAUGAGGUGCAGUGCCUGGGCACAGAGAAGUCCCUCUGGAGCUGCCCCUACAGGAACAUCACACGGGAGGACUGCAAGCACACGGAGGACGCGGCUGUCCGUUGCAACAUCCCCUACAUGGGCUACGAGAACCUGGUGGGCACCGUAGAGGCUGCUGGCAUUAGGGGGCACAGUGCCUGGGGGCUCCUGGUGUUGGGGACCCUGGAGUGGGGCACGGUGUGCAGCGAUGGCUGGACCACCAAGGAGGCCAUGGUGGCCUGUCGCCAGCUGGGGCUGGGCUACUCCCUGCACGCAGUGACGGAGACGUGGUACUGGGACGCCAGCAACGUGACAGAGAUGGUGCUGAGCGGGGUGAAGUGUGCUGGCCAUGAGAUGUCCCUGAACCACUGUCAGCACCAUGGCACGAGCCUCAACUGCAGGAAGACGGGCACACGCUUUGCUGCUGGAGUCAUCUGCUCCGAGACUGCCUCCGACCUGCUGCUGCACGCCCCGCUAGUGCAGGAGACAGCGUACAUCGAGGACCGGCCGCUGCACAUGCUGUACUGUGCUGCCGAGGAGAACUGCCUCUCCAGCUCGGCCCGCCUGGCCAACUGGCCCUACGGGCACCGCCGCCUGCUCCGUUUCUCCUCCCAGAUCCACAACAACGGCCGCGCCGACUUCCGCCCCAAGGCUGGCCGGCACUCCUGGGUCUGGCAUGAGUGCCACCGGCACUACCACAGCAUGGACGUCUUCACCCACUAUGACAUCUUGACCCCCAAUGGCACCAAGGUGGCAGAGGGACACAAGGCCAGCUUCUGCCUCGAGGACACUGAGUGUGAGGAAGACGUGGCCAAGCGGUAUGAGUGUGCCAACUUUGGGGAGCAGGGCAGCACUGUGGGCUGCUGGGACCUGUACCGGCACGACAUCGCCUGCCAGUGGAUCGACAUCACUGAUGUCAAACCAGGCAACUACAUCCUGCAGGUCGUGAUCAACCCCAACUUUGAGGUGGCAGAGAGCGACUUCACCAGCAACGCCAUGAAAUGCAACUGCAAGUACGACGGGCACCGCAUCUGGGUGCACAGCUGCCACAUCGGUAACAGCCCCGGGGAGCAGGAGGCCGGGGACGCGGGGCAGGGGGUGUCCUGGCUGGGGUGGCCCAGGAGGAGGGCACUGGGGCUGGGGGCAGGCUGUGGCACUGGGAGUGGGCUGGCAUGGGGAGGCAGGGGCAGCCGCGGGGGACACAGGGGACGUGCCAGAGCCAACAGCUAUCACCUCUGCCCGCUCAGGUGA
This is a messenger RNA of Chaetura pelagica (chimney swift), 2334 nucleotides long. RefSeq names its product lysyl oxidase-like 3 (gene LOXL3). Gene Ontology annotation, biological process: inflammatory response; peptidyl-lysine oxidation. Gene Ontology annotation, cellular component: membrane. Gene Ontology annotation, molecular function: protein-lysine 6-oxidase activity; copper ion binding. Lineage: Eukaryota; Metazoa; Chordata; Aves; Apodiformes; Apodidae. The record is from RefSeq and is a predicted model, not a curated record.